Molecule: messenger RNA, 2077 nt
Organism: Drosophila hydei
Lineage: Eukaryota; Metazoa; Arthropoda; Insecta; Diptera; Drosophilidae
Product: homeotic protein ultrabithorax
Exons: 4
Coding region: 229-1398 (389 amino acids)
Biological process (GO): negative regulation of transcription by RNA polymerase II; anterior/posterior pattern specification
Cellular component (GO): nucleus
Molecular function (GO): DNA-binding transcription factor activity, RNA polymerase II-specific; RNA polymerase II cis-regulatory region sequence-specific DNA binding
Source: RefSeq, a predicted model, not a curated record
AACAUUUUAAGAACAGCAAACCAAAAUAUUUUAUAUAUCAAAAUUAGAGAAUCUUAUUAACUAAACUUAUUGAAGCAAGUAUUGCUUAGGCAAUGCCCACUGUGGAGCACAACUAAGUGUUGAGUUUUUGUAUACGAGUGCCGUGCACCGCGUGCAGUUACUUUUAGUAGCGGCUGUAGCUGCUGACAGUUAGCCGCCAAAAUUCUCACCGCCAGCAGCAGCCACAACAUGAACUCCUACUUCGAACAGGCCUCUGGCUUCUAUGGCCAUCCGCACCAGGCAACGGGCAUGGCCAUGGGCACGGGCGGGCAUCACGAUCAGACGACGGCCAGCGCCGCGGCGGCCGCCUACAGAGGCUUCCCGCUAUCGCUGGGCAUGUCGCCGUAUGCCAACCACCAUCUGCAGCGCACCACACAGGACUCGCCGUACGAUGCGAGCAUCACGGCCGCCUGCAACAAGAUCUACGGCGAUGCUGGCAGCGCCUACAAACAGGACUGCCUCAACAUCAAAGCGGACACCGUCAAUGGCUAUAAGGAUAUUUGGAACACGGGCGGCACCAAUGGCGGGGGCGGCGGCGGAGGUGGCGGCGGUGGCAGCGCUGGCAACACCACCAACGGCUCCAAUGCGCCCAACGCUGCCAACGGACAGAAUAAUGCUGGCGGCGGUGGCAUGCCCGUUCGUCCAUCCGCCUGCACGCCUGACUCCCGCGUCGGCGGCUACUUGGACACAUCGGGAGGCAGCCCAGUUAGCCAUCGCGGUGGUGGCAGUGCCGGCGGCGGCGGCAAUGGCAGCGCCGGCGGCGUUCCACAGAACACAGCCAGCGGCGUGGGCGGCGGUGUGGGCGCGGCCACAGCCUGGAAUGCCAAUUGCACCAUCUCGGGCGCUGCGGCGGCCCAAACAGCGGCUGCCAGCAGCUUACACCAGGCCAGCAAUCACACCUUCUACCCCUGGAUGGCAAUCGCAGGUGAGUCCACAGCAGAUCCAAUCAAAAGUAAGAUAAGAUCUGAUUUAACACAAUACGGCGGCAUAUCAACAGACAUGGGUAAGAGAUACUCAGAAUCUCUUGCGGGCUCUCUUCUACCAGACUGGCUAGGCACAAAUGGUCUGAGGAGACGCGGCCGACAGACAUACACCCGCUACCAGACGCUCGAGCUGGAGAAGGAGUUCCACACGAAUCACUAUCUGACCCGCAGACGGAGAAUCGAGAUGGCGCACGCGCUGUGUUUGACAGAGCGACAAAUUAAGAUCUGGUUCCAGAAUCGACGAAUGAAGUUGAAAAAGGAGAUCCAGGCGAUCAAGGAGCUCAACGAGCAGGAGAAGCAGGCGCAGGCGCAAAAGGCAGCGGCAGCAGCGGCAGCGGCGGCGGCCGUGCAGGGCGGGCAUUUAGAUCAGAACUAGAACGAAUUCAACUUGCUGCAUCCCAUCCAGUGCAACAAUAUUGUAACAAAUAAACCGUUUACUUAACCUAAAUUAAUUCAAUAAUUCAAUAAUCAUAUUGAUAUUGUAUGGUAUCAUAAAGCAACUAUUUCAAAUUGUUUGAAAAGCAACCGAAAAUACGUAAAGCAGCAAACAGCAACAAAAAUUACAAAUAAAUUUCGUAGACUCUAAGUAAAUGAAAACAAAAACAAAAACAAAAACAAAAACUAAAAACUAAAAAUUGAAUAUAAAAGUAGUGGGAAUAAUACAAGAAAUCUACUUACCUAGAUUCAUACAUACGUAAAUCUAUGCAUACGAAUACGAAAUACAAAUUUAAUUUAAAUUCCACAAAGAGUGUUAGAAGUAAACUAAAACCUAAAUUUGAGAAUUGUUUGCCCGCGUAAGAUUUAUGUUUAAAACGAGCAACAAAUUUAUUUUUCAAAAAUUCGGUUCACAUGUUGUUUACGAGCCCUGAGCCCUGUCCCAUCCCAAAAACCCCCCAAAAAAAUAACAAAAACAAAAACAAAAAUAAAAUAAAAGAAAUCCCCUUUGUUGCUUACUGCUAUGUUUAAAUUAUAUUAUUUUCUUUCGGAUAAAAACGUUUCGAAAAUUAAAUUAAAUACUCAAAAUGUUAAAAAGUAAAAAUUAAAUUCUGUUGAUA